GAAGAUAGUGUCAGUUUAAUAGAUGAAGGGGAUAGUGGUAGUUUGAUUGUAGAUGAAGAAGAUAGUGUCAGUUUGAUUGUAGAUGAAGGGGAAAGUGGUACUUUGGUUGUUGAUCAAGAAGAUAGUGUCAGUUUGAUUGUAGAUGAAGCGGAAAGUGGUAGUUUGGUUGUAGAUCAAGAAGGUAGUGUUAGUUUGAUUGUAGAUGAAGGGGAAAGUGGUAGUUUGGUUGUUGAUCAAGAAGAUAGUGUCAGUUUGAUUGUAGAUGAAGGGAAAAGUGGUAGUUUGGUUGUAGAUCAAGAAGGUAGUGUCAGUUUAAUUGUAGAUCAAGGGAAAAGUUGUAGUUUGGUUGUAUAG
This is a messenger RNA of Paramuricea clavata, 354 nucleotides long. Lineage: Eukaryota; Metazoa; Cnidaria; Anthozoa; Malacalcyonacea; Plexauridae. The record is from the annotation of a GenBank genome assembly.